GCCGCGGCCUGCCCGGCUUCCCCGCCGUGCAACAGGGCCGGGGUGGGGGGGGGCAAACAGCGACUGGGGGGGCUCGUAGCCCCUGCCCCCAGCUUGGCCCUGCUCCCCAACCCUGCUCCGGCCCCGGGGUGCAGAGGAGGAGGACAGAGAGAGGGGACGGUGGGUGCUGGGGGACAGAAGGAAAAGGGGGGUCUCUGCGGCUGUCCCUGCUGCCAGGUACGCCAUGGUGGAGGUGACGGUGACGCCGCAGUCCUCGCUGGCCGACCGGCCGGUGCAGGUGCAGGUGCGGGGACUGUCCCCUUCCCAGCUCGUCACCCUGCGGGCCUCGCUGACGGACGAGCACGGCCAGUGUUUCCAGUCCCGGGCCUUCUUCCACGCCGACGGGACGGGGGAGGUGGACCCCAGCCGCCAUGCCGCCACGGGGGGCAGCUACGCCGGCGUCUGGCCCAUGGGGCUCUUCUGGUUCCUCCAGCCCGACACCCUCUUCCGACGCCUGGUCAAACGGGACGUGGCCGGCAGCCCUUUCCUCGUCCGGCUGGAGGUCUUCGAUGGCCUCCACCUGGUCACCGGGCCCCAGGACCAGCCGCUGGCCUCCUGCGAAGCCCAGCGGUGGUACGUGGGUCCCGGCGUCCAGCGGGUGCCCAUCCGGGAGGGCAGGGUCCGCGGGGCUCUCUUCUUGCCACCCGGACCGGGACCCUUCCCGGGGGUGAUCGACCUGUUUGGGGGCGCGGGUGGCCUCAUUGAGUUCCGGGCGGGGUUACUGGCCAGCCGGGGUUUCGCGGUGCUGGCACUGGCCUUCUUCGCCUACGACGACCUGCCCCGCGCCCUGACCCAGCUGGAUCUGGAGUAUUUCGAGGAGGCGGCCGAGCUGCUCCUCCGGCACCCCAAGGUGCGAGGCCCCGGCCUGGGUGUCGUCGGCGUCUCCAAAGGAGCCGAGGUGGCCCUGGCCAUGGCCACCUUCCUCCCCCAGGUGGUGGCCACGGUGUGGAUCAACGGCACGGCCUUCCUGCACGGCAACCCGCUGGUCUACAAGGACAUCCGCAUCCCCCCCAUCCCCUACUUCACCGAGCGCAUGAUCUUCACCGAGAUGGGGGCCUUGGACAACUCGGCCAUCUUCGCCGACCCCCGGGACCCCGCCUACAGCGCCUCGGCCAUCCCGGUGGAGAAGAUCCGAGGGAAAGUCCUCUUCGUGGUGGGGGAGGCCGACCGCAGCUUCAACAGCAAGCUCUUCGCCGAGUUGGCCAUGGCCCGGAUGCCACCGGAGAGCGGUCGCGUCCUCUCCUACCCCGGAGCCGGCCAUUUGAUCGAGCCCCCCGGUUCCCCGCUCUGUAGCAUCUCCAGCAUCCGAGGAACCCCCCGGCCGGUGGUGUGGGGGGGUGAAGCCCAAGCCCACGCCAAAGCCCAGGAGCACUCGUGGCAGGAGAUCGUCCAGUUCUUGGAGCUCCACUUGGGUCCCGCCGCCACCAUGAAGCUGUGAUGGCCGCGGGGAGGGGAGAAGGGGACGGGGCUGUCCCCAUCUCCCCCCCCCCCGGGGUUGUCACCCCACUUAAUAAAACGCACCCUGACAGCUGCCACUGCCUGGUCUCAUGGUGGGGGGGACACCAGGUC
This is a messenger RNA of Chroicocephalus ridibundus (black-headed gull), 1608 nucleotides long. Its product is annotated as acyl-coenzyme A amino acid N-acyltransferase 1-like. The record is from RefSeq and is a predicted model, not a curated record. Lineage: Eukaryota; Metazoa; Chordata; Aves; Charadriiformes; Laridae. Gene Ontology annotation, biological process: acyl-CoA metabolic process; fatty acid metabolic process. The transcript has 4 exons. Gene Ontology annotation, molecular function: fatty acyl-CoA hydrolase activity. The coding region runs from base 224 to 1477 and encodes 417 amino acids. Gene Ontology annotation, cellular component: peroxisome.